Molecule: messenger RNA, 633 nt
Organism: Paramecium tetraurelia
Lineage: Eukaryota; Ciliophora; Oligohymenophorea; Peniculida; Parameciidae
Exons: 4
Cellular component (GO): cytoplasm
Molecular function (GO): L-kynurenine:2-oxoglutarate transaminase activity
Source: RefSeq, a predicted model, not a curated record
AUGUAAUUUUGUUAGAGCUUUUUCAGUUUAAGAUUAAACAGAUUAGAAGAAAUAUUAGAUAAACAUUCAUAAGUAAUAGUGUGUGAAGAUGCUGCAUAUCAUCAUGUUUGGCGGUUAUUAGCCAUUUCUUAUCCUAGAUGUAUUAUUCAUCCAAAAUUAAAAUAUAAGACAGCAUGUGUAACAAGUGCAGCUACAGGAUUAAGAAUUGGAUUUGCAAUUGGAGAUGAAAAAUAUAUAAAAAAGAAAUAAAUUCCGCUUAAAAGUAUCAUAACUUUUGUUCGAAUCCUGUCUUAUAAACUGCCACAGCGAAAUGCUUAGAAUAAACUAUUUGAUGGUUAAUACUUUACAAAAAUUUGUAUGAAGAAUAAUCAACUAUGUUAAUAAAUGGUUUACUUGAGAGCAGAUUCAAACUGCAUUCUUGGGUUCCACAAGGAGGAUACUUUUUAUAUACCUGAGAAAUAUUUCAAAGAUGAUUAAAAUGGUCAUCAACUUACUAAAGAUUUUGCUUUUGCUUAUUAUAUAGCCAAUUAAGGUGGAGUGGUGUAUGUAUUCCUUUUGGGUUCAAGGUUUGUGAGAUGGGCAUUUUGCAAGACUACAGAGACUAUUUAAGAUGCAUGUAAUCGUUUAAAAUGA